UCAAUUCAGUUGUUGUCUUUCUAUUUACUUCCGGUUCACUGUCUGAGUAAUGGCUGCCAAUGGUCCGGCAGGCAAUACGUGCAAUAUGCUACAAUUCAUGAAACUGAUUGGACAGUUAAAACGCGUACCACGGACAGGCUGGGUGUACAGAAAUGUCAAACAACCGGAAAGUGUAUCAGAUCACAUGUACAGAAUGUCAAUGAUGGCUUUCACCAUCACAGACCGCAACAUCAACAGGGACAGAUGCAUGAAGUUGGCCUUGGUCCAUGAUAUGGCAGAGUGUAUCGUGGGUGAUAUUGCUCCAGCAGAUAACAUCAGCAAAGCUGAGAAGCAUAGAAGGGAAAAGGAGGCUAUGAAGCACCUGACCGGGCUGCUCCAGGAAGGCAUGAGGAAAGAAAUCUAUGACCUGUGGAGCGAAUACGAGGAGCAGUCCAGCCCAGAGGCCAAGCUGGUGAAGGAGCUGGAUCAGCUGGAGAUGAUCCUCCAGGCCCACGAGUACGAGCAGCUAGAGCAGACGCCUGGCAGGCUGCAGGAGUUCUUCGACUCCACUCAAGGCCGAUUCCACCACCCUGAAGUCCUGCAGCUGCUGAAGAGUUUGAAUGAGGAGAGAGCUGGUCAUAUAGCCACAGGGAGUAAGGACAGCCAGACCACAGACAGUCAGUGUGACAGACCGGCUGGCACCUCUUGACCUCCAAACCCAUUCUCUCUGUCAGAGAGAGGGCGGCCAUUUUUUUUUUUUUUUUUUUUUUCCCGUUCACCAAGUGACCCUUAACUUCCCUGUUUCAUAGUGUGGGUUCAUUUGGCCAAUCUGAGUUACUAUUGAGUAUAAAAGACCAAAUUUAAAAGCUGCUGCAGAAUCAGUUGGGUAAUAUGGAGCUUGUGAGUAUGGCAGUUGUGAGUAUGUGUUCUACCUCCUUUUACUGUCAUUUGUAUUUAUUUGGGUUCAGCAGCUCCACUGCAGUCCAGUGUUCCUGUUUUUGUAUAAUGGUUCAAGCAAAUAAACCGGUUCCUUCAGUACACACAGCUAGUGUAACCUCUGACCUGCAAUGUAACUGUUGUAACUGGCAUUAUUCUGUAAUGUACGAGCACUGUUGAACAGCGAGUUAAUAAAUCACAACAAGUCCCAAUUUAAAA
Conger conger (European conger) is the source of this 1134-nucleotide messenger RNA. RefSeq names its product HD domain containing 2 (gene hddc2). Gene Ontology annotation, cellular component: cytoplasm. Gene Ontology annotation, molecular function: 5'-deoxynucleotidase activity. The coding region runs from base 50 to 688 and encodes 212 amino acids. Lineage: Eukaryota; Metazoa; Chordata; Actinopteri; Anguilliformes; Congridae. The record is from RefSeq and is a predicted model, not a curated record. The transcript has 6 exons.